Molecule: messenger RNA, 2214 nt
Organism: Mytilinidion resinicola
Lineage: Eukaryota; Fungi; Ascomycota; Dothideomycetes; Mytilinidiales; Mytilinidiaceae
Exons: 1
Coding region: 1-2214 (737 amino acids)
Source: RefSeq, a predicted model, not a curated record
AUGGCCUCUACCUCUUCCGACGAGGAGAUUCUGGCCGAAGCCGACGAACCUCCCGACCUACAAAACACCCCUCGUCCCUUCGCGUCUAGAAUCCCUACGAGUACCUUUUCGAAAACGACACCUCCACCUAACCAGCGCAAGGAGUCACUCUUAACAAGUGCUUUGAACUCGGCACAAUCACCUGUCGUGGAAGACGCUCCAGAAACCACCUUUUCGCGAGGAUUGUCGUCCGCAUCGACGUGGAGUGACCGGAGCGCUGCAUCAACCGCAGAGCUCACAAGCGAUGGAGGUUGCACUAGUCCAGGAACGAGGACAAGCACACCAAGUCCCCCACUUCCAUCGGGCUCUUUCCACAGGAUGGGCCCAGUCUUCAAACAGAAACCAUUCGAACAACACGUCUCCAUCGUUCGCCACGAUGAAGAACACAUCGGGCCACUUCAGAAGCCUAUAUCCGCCUUGACUGAGAACCUCGUGGAAGCAAAUCUAGGUCGCAAGCGCUGCAUCACCUUUGCGUGUGGGCGGAAAGACACCCCAAAGGUGCAACCGACGCCAGCUCCCGUGCAGGCAGCGCCAGAAGCUCCCAAGCGAGUCUGCACUAUCAAAUUUGCAUGCCCUUCUAAAGUUUUCACCCAAGCUCCCACGAACAGCCCGAAGCCUCGUACUCGGCAUGUGAGUCCGGCCCCGAUGCCCCGGAGACUCAAAGAAUCCCCAAAAACAACGUCCCCGAAAUCACACCGUGAUUCUGACUCGACCGUCCGAAAUGAAUCACCUCGAAGUCUCCGCAAACCCCACUUAGCCUCAAGGCAGCGUAAGCUGAGCCUCAAUUCAGACCUUGCAAAGUCUGAAGCUUUCCGUUUCCACGAAUUUGCUAGUUCCGAAGACGAGGCAGAUGAAUGGACACAGGAGUCUACCUGCCAUCGGACUCGUCUCACUGUCCACGACACUCUCAAAGUUGAAAACACUCUCCGACAGCUUGGCGAGGAGAUUGAAGAGGAAGUGUUAGAGGACGAAGACGAGGAAGACAUGCAGGACGACGAAGAUGGAGAUAACGAUGAUGACGAUGAAGAGGAAGGAGCUAGCUACGAUUCGGUUUCAGACGACGGAUUUCACUCAGAUGAUGAAAAGGGAUACGGGUCGGGUGAAGAGAGCGAUAAUGGAUCUGACUAUCGUUGGUGGGCUCCUGGACAGUCGACUGCAGCAACUUCGAUGGACCAUAUUGAGCACAUCCGACCAGUCGGGCACAGGACUGUUUCAGAGUCUUCGAUUGGGUCAAUUGACAGCGCAUCGAGCUCUGAGAAACAGACUGCGGUUACCAAGCCAUCAAAGCGCAGGAAAUCUUCUCACCCUCUCGCCAUCCGAGCACCGAGCCCAGAACUGCCCGAUAGCACCGACUUUGUUUGCGGAACGCUCGACGAGGACCGGCCCUUGGAGGAUGCCUAUAUGUCGUGUCUUGAACGGCGCCGCGCAGCAAAGCACAAAGCGUGCCCUCAAGAUAUCGAUCCAACCUUUCCGCAAUCCGAUCCUGAGAUGGAAGAGGAAGAUGAAAACGAAGAGCUGGAGGAGGCCGAAGAUGAGAGCGACCAGCAUCUCAUGGUGCAUGGCCAGAUGGAUGCAGAGGAAGAGAACGAGCUUCGCGGUCGUCGCAAAACUCAGCCUAAGAAGCGAUCUCCGGCUCAAUCACCAAAACGCCUCCGGUCACCACCGCCCAUGAAACGAUGCAGGUCCCCGCCUCCUCGUAAACUCUUUAAUCACUCCCCUAAGCGUCUUCGCUCUCCUCCUGCGCCAUUGCGCCUCCGGUCCCCUCCACCUACUCGCCGCACAUCUCUCAUCACGUCACCAAACCGCAUGGCAGUCCGAUUCACUGGACUCGCGGAACGACCUCCUAUCACUGAAUCCUCUUCUCUCCCACGGACCCCCGCCACAGCCAAACCCCCUCAGCUCUUUGACGAUGACGAGGACAACACCAACGAGUUUCCUACUCGUGGUGCAAUUGAUAUCAAGCUCGGCCUCGAGCGCAAGCGACUCCGACGGAGGGAAAAGCUGUAUCAAAAGCUGCAUCGCAAAACAAUCAAAGAGAAAGAGAAGCGUCCAGCGCCUGGGCGCGGUGCCGAAAGAAUGCGCGAGAUGGGCAUGGGUCUCGCAGCAAAGGGACGCAAGAACAGCUUCCCCGCCCGGCCACAGGCCGAUGGCGACGUACACAUGCUAUCAGUGUAG